Messenger RNA from Puccinia graminis f. sp. tritici CRL 75-36-700-3, 480 nucleotides. RefSeq lists its product as uncharacterized. Lineage: Eukaryota; Fungi; Basidiomycota; Pucciniomycetes; Pucciniales; Pucciniaceae. The transcript is spliced from 3 exons. The coding region runs from base 172 to 480 and encodes 102 amino acids. The record is from RefSeq and is a predicted model, not a curated record.
CAGCAAGUGGGAAGUAGAAGCAGAUCAGCUCAGCAAAACUUGGAUACUUUAUAAAUAGCCCACAUCGUACCCGUCUCUUACUUUCUCCCACCACCUGCCCAACUCAUCCACUCCAGCAUCCUCCCUCCAGAGUAAAGAACCAAGCAGAAAACAGGAAAAGAAAUAAUCAAAAUGGCCGAGUCUACGCCCUCAGACGCGGCCAAUAUCUAUCGUAUGAUUAUGGUCCAUGACAUGGCCUCCAAGACCCCAGCGUACAAGGCAUACCUGCUCGAAGAAUCGAAGAAGGACCUCUACAUGAACACCGAGGUCAAGAUGGUUGCCUUGAAAGAGCUGGCUGCCAAGCAGUUUGCCCCGCAAAGCUCAAUCAACUACCCCAGGAUUUGGAUCUUGCGCAUGCAGCAUGGUGAUGCUGCUGUUAAGAACCUUGGCACUCCUUCUGUUCGAAUCUCACACGCCAAUGGUCCCAUUGGCUCAACAUGA